Microbotryum saponariae is the source of this 1156-nucleotide messenger RNA. NCBI's taxonomy places the organism in Eukaryota, Fungi, Basidiomycota, Microbotryomycetes, Microbotryales, Microbotryaceae. The record is from the annotation of a GenBank genome assembly.
AUGUCGGCAGCCGGUCUGCGCCUGAGGGCCUUCGCUCCGACCGUGUUGGCAGCUCCUAACCCAUCCGCGCACACGGCAUCGCUCGUCUUCUGCCAUGGCUUUGGUGCCACUGCCUCCGAUUGGCAAGAUCUGCAUCAGUUACCGGGAAUGGAUCACCUCAAGGUCAUAUUGCCGCAAGCGUCAGUCAUCUGAGCUGCACCCCACAUGACUCCCUCUAGAGGGGAUUAGGGGUAGACGCCGAAGGGGUAGGCUGACUCCGAUGAAACCGCUUCUUGCGGAUGGUCGUGUUCGUUCCAAUCUACACCUGCUCAGUCCCUUGAGGGCCAUCUCGAUCAACUCGAUGCAGCCCAUGCCCGCCUGGUUCGACAUCCUGUCCAUGUCUCAUGCUGCACGGACCCAGGACGGCGACGAAGACGAAGAAGGGCUCGGAGAGUCGGUCGACGACCUCACCCAGAUCAUACAGACCGAAAUAGACGCUGGUAUCGCUCCCGGUAGGAUCGUAAUUGGUGGCUUCAGUCAAGGUGCGGCUUUGGCGAUGAUGCUCGGCCUGGCCGGCAAAUUGAGACUCGGGGGUGUCGUCGCGUUAUCGGGGUAUAUGCCGCUGCAGUGGAAGUUCAUAUCGGCAAGUUACGGUCACUGGAUGAGUUUUGUGAGCGACCAAUCGGAAACCCUGACAUUUUCUAGGCGGAUGUACACUCCCUGCAGAUGCUAAGUCCGUGGGCACGAGAAAUGCCCGUCUUUGUCGGCCACGGCACCGCCGACCCUGUCAUUUCGUAAGCACGAACUUGAAGACUGCGGUCACGAGCGCAUUGUGGUACCUGCGUCCACUCGUGCUCCUUCACUCAAGCCUUCCACAUGUUCUGUGCACAGCUUUAGCACCGGCGAGGCCGGAGUUGCGAGACUUCGAGACGCCGGUCUUCAACGUUUGGAGUUCCAAACCUACCCAGGUAAGUGACCUCUGGGCAAAGAACGAGGUGGGCCGAUAGUCGCAUUGGCUGAUCCGAGGAUUCCCAUAAUCAAUUCUUUGAUCCCAGGAAUGGCUCAUAGUGCUUGUCUGGAGGAGCUGCAGGACCUGACUCGAUGGCUGCAGAAGGUAGUACCCCCGAUAAAUCGGCCAGAAGCCACCGGAAAUCCAAAGCUAUGGCCCAAGCUAUGA